Ochotona curzoniae (black-lipped pika) is the source of this 1357-nucleotide messenger RNA. RefSeq names its product fumarylacetoacetate hydrolase domain containing 2A (gene FAHD2A). Bases 249 to 1193 code for a protein of 314 amino acids. The record is from RefSeq and is a predicted model, not a curated record. NCBI's taxonomy places the organism in Eukaryota, Metazoa, Chordata, Mammalia, Lagomorpha, Ochotonidae. Gene Ontology annotation, molecular function: hydro-lyase activity. The transcript is spliced from 8 exons.
GCCUGAUCCGAGGAGUCGCGGCCCCGAGCUGCGGGUGCAGGCGCAGGUGCAGCGGGGCGGGCUGGCACCAGCGGUCAGGGCUGCCGGUGCCCAGGCGCCCCUCGCCCUCUCUUCCAGCUCGCGAGAGCUAGCCCUCCGGCGCAGGGCGCCUGGCAGCACCGCCCGCCAAGGCCAGGUUCUACUGCCCGCUCCUAUCCCCGCCUCCCAUCCCCUAUCCCCGCCUCCCAUCCCCUAUCCCGAAGGUGCUGAUGCUGGUGUUCGGAGGAAGGAGGCUGCUCACAGCUCUGCUACAGGCUCGGAAGUGGCCCCUGCAACCUUCCAGGAACAUGAGACUGGUGCAGUUUCAGGCUCCUCACCUGGCGGAGCCGCGCCUGGGCCUGGAGUCUGAGAAGGGCGGCGGGGUCAUCGACCUCAACGCCUUUGAUCCCAUGCUCCCCAAGACGAUGCUGCAGUUCCUGGAGGAGGGAGAGGCCACCUUUGCAGUGGCCAGAAGAGCCCUGGCUGCCCGGUUGCCAGUCUUGCCCCGGUCAGAGGUGACCUUCCUGGCCCCCGUGACGAAGCCAGACAAAGUGGUGUGCGUGGGCCUGAAUUACGUGGAUCACUGCAAGGAACAGAACGUGCCUGUGCCCAAGGAGCCCAUCAUCUUCAGCAAGUUUGGCAGCUCCAUCGUUGGGCCCUACGAUGAGGUGGUCCUCCCACCCGAGAGCCAGGAGGUAGACUGGGAGGUGGAGCUCGCUGUGAUCAUUGGGAAGAAAGGCAAACACAUCCAGGCCACAGAUGCUAUGGCUCAUGUGGCCGGCUUCACAGUGGCUCAGGAUGUGAGCGCUCGAGACUGGCAAACAAAACGCAAUGGAAAGCAGUGGCUGCUGGGGAAAACCUUUGACACCUUCUGCCCCCUGGGCCCUGCCUUGGUGACCAAGGACAGUGUGGCAGAUCCACACAACUUAAAGAUCUCCUGCCGGGUCAAUGGAGAGGUGAUGCAGAGCAGCAACACCAACCAGAUGGUGUUCAAGACGGAAGAGCUGAUAGCCUGGGUCUCCCAGUUCGUCACUCUCUACCCAGGAGAUGUCAUCCUGACUGGGACGCCCCCUGGUGUUGGCAUGUUCAGGAAGCCGCCUGUGUUUCUCAAGAAAGGCGACGAGGUCCAGUGUGAGAUUGAAGAACUUGGUGUGAUUGUCAACAAGGUGGUGUGAUGGGGCAUGCAGGUUCAGGCCUUCAGACAAGAGGGCAACUCCCACCCCAAACCAGCAGAACACAGGGGAAAUCCCAGUGCCAGCCGAGGACUGCUGCCAGCCACCCUGUGGUUCUUCUAGGUGCAGAGGGGGAAGGUGGAGCUCUCCUUAAUAAAUGUGUCCUA